CAGCUGAUUGAGCAGUCCAAGAACCAAAGGAUAAGGUGGGUGGGGGGACCGCCGGAGCCGGGAGGGACGAGAAGCGAGCGAGGUGCCGUCGUCAGCUAGCACUAGCAGCCAUGGAAGGCGGCGCGCACGAGUUCGACGGCUCCACCUUCAAGGAGUGCUUCUCCCUCUCGUGGAGGAACCCCUACGUCCUCCGCCUCGCCUUCUCCGCCGGCAUCGGCGGCCUGCUCUUCGGCUACGACACCGGUGUCAUUUCGGGAGCUCUGCUCUACAUCCGCGACGACUUCGUUUCAGUGGACAGGAACACAUGGCUUCAGGAAAUGAUCGUGAGCAUGGCGGUGGCCGGCGCGAUCAUCGGCGCGGCCAUCGGCGGGUGGACCACGGACCGGUUCGGGCGGCGGGCGUCGAUCCUGGUGGCCGACUCCCUCUUCUUCGCGGGCGCGGCGGUGAUGGCGUCGGCCACGCGCCCCGCGCAGCUCGUGGUGGGCCGCGUCUUCGUCGGCCUCGGCGUCGGCAUGGCCUCCAUGACCUCCCCGCUCUACAUCUCCGAGGCGUCGCCCGCCAGGAUCCGCGGCGCGCUCGUCAGCACCAACGGCUUCCUCAUCACCGGCGGCCAGUUCCUGGCCUACCUCAUCAACCUCGCCUUCACCAAGGCGCCGGGGACGUGGAGGUGGAUGCUCGGCGUCGCCGCGCUCCCCGCCGUCGUCCAGUUCGGCCUCAUGCUCGCACUGCCUGAAUCCCCGCGCUGGCUCUACAGACAGGGGAGGGCGGAAGAAGCAGAGGCGAUCCUGCGGCGGAUCUACUCGGCGGAGGAGGUGGAGCGGGAGAUCGAGGAGCUGAAGGAGUCGGUGGCGGCGGAGCGUGGGUCGUCGGAGAAGCUGAGCCUGGUGGCGCUGGUGCGGACGGCGACGGUGCGCCGGGGGCUGGUGGCCGGCGUGGGGCUGCAGGUGUUCCAGCAGCUGGUGGGCAUCAACACGGUGAUGUACUACAGCCCGACGAUCGUGCAGCUGGCUGGGUUCGCGUCCAACCAGACGGCGCUGGCGCUGUCGCUCGUCACCUCGGGCCUCAACGCGCUCGGCUCCGUCGUCAGCAUCUACUUCAUCGACCGCACGGGGCGGAGGAAGCUGCUGGUCAUCAGCCUCGUGGGCGUCAUCCUCUCGCUCGGCGUGCUCACGGCCGUGUUCCACGAGACCGCGUCCCACUCCCCGGCCGUGAGCGCCACCGAGACCGCUCGCUUCGACGCCUCGCUGACGUGUCCGUCCUACCGCCCGUCGUCGCCGGCCAGCGGCGGGGCGUCCUGGGACUGCACCCGGUGCCUCAAGGCGGCCGCGGGUUCGAGCGAGUGCGGCUUCUGCGCGUCGGGCGCCGGCAGGCUCCUCCCGGGCGCGUGCCUGGUGUCCAACAACACGGUGCGCGACGCGUGCCACGGCGAGGGCCGGCUGUGGUACACCCGCGGGUGCCCGAGCCGGUACGGCUGGCUGGCGCUGCUGGGCCUGGCGCUCUACAUCAUCUUCUUCUCCCCCGGCAUGGGCACGGUGCCGUGGAUCGUCAACUCGGAGAUCUACCCGCUGCGGUACCGCGGCGUGUGUGGCGGCGCGGCGGCCACCGCCAACUGGGUGUCCAACCUGGCCGUGGCGCAGUCGUUCCUGUCGCUGACGGAGGCCAUCGGGACGUCGUGGACGUUCCUCAUCUUCGGGGGCCUGUCCGUGGCCGCGCUCGCCUUCGUGCUCGUCUGCGUGCCGGAAACCAAGGGUCUCCCGAUCGAGGAGGUGGAGAAGAUGCUCGAGCGCCGGGAGCUCAGGCUCAGGUUCUGGGCCCCGCGACACACACAAGACAACGGCAAGGAGAGUGGCAAGAAUGCCGGCGUUUGAGACUGUUUGCUCCAAUUUCUACGCUAAAAUUGUUGUUCACAAUCUACGCUAGAAUUAUGGUACAAACUGGAAGAAAGUGUAUUAGUUUCUAAUGCCUAAAUUCGGUUAUCUGAUUCUUUUUGAGGAAAUUGAAUCUUGUUGAGAC
This is a messenger RNA of Zea mays, 2013 nucleotides long. RefSeq lists its product as uncharacterized. Gene Ontology annotation, biological process: myo-inositol transport; transmembrane transport. The coding region runs from base 111 to 1868 and encodes 585 amino acids. NCBI's taxonomy places the organism in Eukaryota, Viridiplantae, Streptophyta, Magnoliopsida, Poales, Poaceae. The record is from RefSeq and is marked validated. Gene Ontology annotation, molecular function: myo-inositol:proton symporter activity. Gene Ontology annotation, cellular component: membrane. The transcript is spliced from 4 exons.